AAACCCUCAGUAUUCCGCUUUUCUCAUGGUAAAUAGACACUGCACUUUCGUCUCCUUUUCAUAUAAAUCUCUGCUUUCUAGGACACCAUGGAUCAUAUUAUAUUUGAAGACCCUUCGCAACGCGUAUCACGUGCUAAGAAAGUUUGCUCUAACCCUUCUGUACCCCUUGCCAGGCGUGAUGGUGCGAUUGAGCAAGCACCGGGACAAAUUGAUCCUCAUUUUAGUCAUACUGGCAUUUUUGAUAUUCAAUUCAAUGGCAAUGAGCCAGUUUCUUUAUACGAUAUGUUUUCGUUAUGUGGGGAUGAUGAAUCAGGAAACGAGGAUCAAUCAAACGGUUCAUCGAAAGCUCCAUCUUUACAGCCUAACACUCAGCAGGAGAGGUCUACUCCUGUCCCUCACAAACCAGAAGACGAUAUUAUCCCAAUUGAUCCAGCAAUUCUCGAGGGAGAGAAAAUGAAUGAAGAUAAACCGAGCGAGAACGAUGCGCCAGAUUGCUCUGGCUCUCCUGCGUAUCCCAUAUCACCUAAAUCACUCACGCUACAUGGACAUGCUCAAAAUAUCGAGGGUCUAGGACACGCUUCAGCAUCUUUUAAUGUGCUUCAAACCGCAGCAGAAGCACCACAGUUCUCAUCCAAAAGGCCAUCAAGCAAUGCAAUAGAUGCAGAACCACCCUGCAAGCAAAGUCGAAGUGAUGCCCUGGCAGCGAAGAAUUAUCAGUCCACACUGUAUUCAUGUUUCUCAGCGGCGUCACUCCACGAACGUCUCGAAUUCUUUUCUUGGCUGUUCCAAUACGGACUAUCAGAGUCACUCUCUGCAGCUAGCGCGGAGCUUCCCUUCACGCAAGCCAAGACUGCAGAUAAGUCGCCGGAAUCCCUUUGCUUACAGCGCCGGCGACUCCCGCCAACUCCCAAUCGCAGACGUGCUACUUCAAUCAGGUCCAGAAAGGGCAAAGCGUGGGAACCCGAUGAAAUUGAGCUUCUCAUAAAAUUGAAGGAAGAUGGCUUGUCAUGGUCUGUGAUCACGAAGAGGUUCCAAAAACGAUUUCCCGGGAGAUCUCGAGGCUCUAUUCAGGUGUAUUGGAGCACGAACUUGAAAUAUUUACAUUCACUGUAA
Molecule: messenger RNA, 1113 nt
Organism: Talaromyces stipitatus ATCC 10500
Lineage: Eukaryota; Fungi; Ascomycota; Eurotiomycetes; Eurotiales; Trichocomaceae
Exons: 2
Coding region: 88-1113 (341 amino acids)
Source: RefSeq, a predicted model, not a curated record